CACAAAAUUCAACAACAACAAAAAUAGCCCCAAUUUUCUGAGAAUGCCUAACGUUGUGGAUGAGAAUGGCCAACCCCUAGCAACAAUUGUGGAAAUAGCCGACGAAUUGGAGCGAACUCAUCUGACACGCUCACAACAAGUGCUGCAGAGCCUGGAGCACAUUCGAGAGCCGGAGGACGAGAUGGGGCAGACCGAACGGAGGAGCUUGAGCCGUAGAUACGAUUCAGGGGUAUAGAAGAGCGCCCGCUCCUUGGGCCACAUACGUCACAGCACAACUAACCUGCCCAUAACCAGCGACACCUGCCAAGGUGUUUGGCUGACAAUUAAGGGGACAACUUUCCACAUUCCCAUCCACAAUGCUCGAGCAAAGCAAACAAAGCAAUCGACCAGAGCCACACGCGAACUGAACUGAAGAACUGAAAGGUUCGGGGUCGGGUCUAAAAACACAAACAAAUUGUGACAAAGUUGCGGAAAUUUAAUUAAAAUCAAAUACUCGUACAACUAAAAUAAACUAUGUCCCAAGGAAAA
Molecule: messenger RNA, 528 nt
Organism: Drosophila persimilis
Lineage: Eukaryota; Metazoa; Arthropoda; Insecta; Diptera; Drosophilidae
Exons: 2
Coding region: 44-235 (63 amino acids)
Source: RefSeq, a predicted model, not a curated record